Molecule: messenger RNA, 639 nt
Organism: Aspergillus calidoustus
Lineage: Eukaryota; Fungi; Ascomycota; Eurotiomycetes; Eurotiales; Aspergillaceae
Source: the annotation of a GenBank genome assembly
AUGGCUCCCACGAAUGGAAUCAGUAUCCGCAAUCUAAAUGGCAAUUGGGUCAUGGACAAGGCCCGAUCAACGAAUGUCGAUGCAGUCUUUAAACUGCAAGGAGUCGGCUGGGUAACCAGAAAGGCGAUCGCGGCGGCAACCCCGUCUCUGAAAAUCACGCAGUGGUCAGACUCGGACAGCGUUGGCUCCAGCUCUUCACCACCCGAGUGGAUGCUCCUCGAGCCUGCCCUCGCUGGCGUGCUCAAGCCAGCGCCCGAGAAGCGGUCGAUGACAUGGACCGAGGCAGAGUACAACGAUAGCCUUUUCGGCCGUGUGCUUAUUCGAAGCCAGUAUAUUUCCGGGGAGAAGACGUCCGACGGACGAGUGCGACCACUUGUCAAAUUCCAGACCAUGAAUCUUGGAGCAGAUGCUGAGAGUGUACUUGGCGAGCCGGUUAUAGUGUCGCAAGACGAGGCUGUCCCGGACACUGUAGAGAAGGCUUUUAUUCAUGAUUUUGUCAGGAGUGUUGACUCCGGAUGGACGGCUGAGCAGAUCUGGGCUGUGGAACUAUUCGGCGAGGAGGUGAUCCUGUCGCGCAGGGUUGUCGUGGCCAAGGGCUCUUCUAUUGAGUCGGCUCGGGUGAUUUAUACAUAUCAAUGA